GAAAUGGAAGCAAAAGAAAAUGUAAUAUUGACAGAGACGACGACGACGGACACACCACGCACAGCAGCCAAUGUUGACCCUGCAGAGGGCGUUGAAGCUUCUCUGUGGAGCAGCGCCGCACGCUGGCGCUCCUAUCUUUGCGAGCGCUCCGUCGUCUUUCGAGCUUUGCAAGAGGAACGGGAGCGGGGGUGGAGGUCGAGUGCGCUGGAUGCCUGGUAUGCGCGCCGGCAGGCACCCGCUGCGCAGUCUUCGUCGACCCAUGGGACCAUGAAAAGCACCGACGCUUCGACGACAGAGAGGAGGACUGCUACGGGCCCAGCUGGUGUUGAAGCCGUCACAUCCGCUUCCGCUGCCUCGACUUGCGCUGUCACAUCUCCCACAGCAGCCGCGGGUGGCACCACGUCCUUUGUUGACGCGGACGUUGUCGUCCUCGCGGAGCGUUACCGGCAGCACGCCCGUAGCGUCACCCAGCUCGCCGCGAGCUGCUUCUUUAGGCGGUCUCCGCGUUCAGCCGAACCUCCGCUUUUCCUUGACUUGGGGUGCGCGCCUGGCGGGGUAUCGAAGUACCUGCUGGAGGAUUUAAAGUGGCGUGGCGUGGGUGUCACCCUCGCAAGCGCCAGCGGCGGCAUUGAAGUCGAUCCUGCGCUGCUUGGAGAGGACCACCGCCGGCAUGACUACUUGUUAUUGGAUGGCGACGUCACACAGCCGCCCGCGAGCUGGCAUCGAUCUGCCGCCUACGCCCAACUGGCUUCUCACAACGCAACGGUGCAUGACCGCACACCUCAAGCGCCAGACACGGUCACCGCUGCGGCUGUGCUGUCAGUGGAUAUCUUCCAGACAGCGUCGCCAGCCUUGCCAAUGUUUCAUUUUGUGAACGGCGGCGCGGUGCUGGAUCACGGGCAGCGGCAACGAUGGGCCAAGGAGGUGGAAGAGUGUGUCUCGAGCCCCGCACCCAGCAUCGAUGCGGUAAACCCACCCAAUGUUUCUGCGUCUCUCCCGACCACCACUGUAGCAGCUCUGCCGGCGGCUGGCGUCUCUCCCCGCAACUUCUCUGUACCGGUGCUGCCGUGGUUUACUCUGCUUGUCCCGCAGCUCAAAGCAGCGCUCACGUACGUGGCGGAUGGCGGCGCGAUCAUGCUGGUGCACGGCGCCCCCCACUGCGCCAGCCUCUUCAUUUUAUUACGCUGCAUGGAGGAGAUCGUUGGCGCGGCCAACUCUGCCGCGUGCCAUCGCGGCUGUCAAACGAGGCUGCUGGAGACGAUGUACUUGGCGAAGCCACCCCUCUACGUUUUGUGGACGGAUGUAUGGUCACCGACCGCCGCCUCGACAGGAACACCUUUCGGGCCGACGAAAGAGUCGUCGAGAGAGGCGCAACGACGUCUGUUGGAGUCGUUGGACUCUGCGUCACCGCGCGUUUCGCCGUUUGAGCAGAACAACGCGCCGUCCGACGCUCAUACGGGGGCUCCACGAAGCACAUCGUGCACUCGCAAUACGCUCGAGGAGAAACAGCGCUUUUGGCUGGGUGAGUCCGACGAGGGGUUUCGGCUGGCGGUGGAGGGCUUCGCGCGGUACGGGGCGCUGGCGGAGGCGAUUUGGAGUCGCGUUGAGGCUUUUCUGCGCCGUCGCCGCGAGCGGGCAGAGCGAGAGAUGACGACCCGCACGACACAGCACUCGGGUCGCGAAGUGAAUGGGCGGCGCGGCCGAAGCACACUUGGCGCAGGGAAGCGCAUGCGGGGCGAUGCGUGA
Molecule: messenger RNA, 1746 nt
Organism: Leptomonas pyrrhocoris
Lineage: Eukaryota; Euglenozoa; Kinetoplastea; Trypanosomatida; Trypanosomatidae
Exons: 1
Coding region: 4-1746 (580 amino acids)
Source: RefSeq, a predicted model, not a curated record